AUGCUCCAGCUUCACGUGUGGGGGCCAGCCUUUGGCCUGCCGUCCAUCGAUGCCGAGUGUCUGGCCGCCAUCGCAUACCUGACGCAGACUACCAGCCGCGCCGAAUUCCGUCUGGUGCAGACCAGUCCCUCGGCCGUUCCCACACACCACCUCCCCGCCCUGCACGACCCCUCCACCGACACAUGGGCCAGCGGCUUCGCGCCCAUCACGUCGCACCUGCGCGCACACCCCCCGCCCAGCUUCAAUGACGCCAGCCCGCCACGCCACGCCGACAGCACCGCAUACGCCGCCUUCCUGACGGCGCACGCCGCGCCGCUGGUCGCGCUCUCGCUCUACGUGUCGUCGGCCAACUGGGCCGCCACCACGCGGCCUGCCUACAGCGCCAUCCUCCCCUUCCCGCUUCCGUGGACCGAGCCGCCCACCGUGCGCGCCGCCAUGGGCCGCCGCGCUAAGCACCUAGGCAUGUCGAGCCUGGACACGGACGCCGAGACCAGUGCCGCCGAGAGCGGCCAGGGCAGGGAGGACAUUCCGGGCGGCGCCGGCGGGUGGGUGCACAUGCCUGCGGCCCUGCGCCGCGCCCCGCGGUCGGUCAGGGACGCCCUCGCCCCGGAGCAGGCGGCGCGCAUCCGCCUCGGCGGGCUCGCCAAGGACGUGCUCGACGUGCUGGCCGAGGUGGACUGGGAGGCGGGGGAGCCGAGAACCACGGCCGCGGCGCGCUGUCUGGCGUUUGCAUACCUGGCCCUGAUGCUCGUGCCCGACGUGCCGCGGCCGUGGCUGCGCGACACGAUGCGCGCCGCGUACCCUAGGCUAUGCGAGUUUGUCGAGACGUUCCGCUGGGAAUGCUUCCCAGACGGCGGGGGCGAGGUGCUGCCGUGGGGGGACGGCAAGGCGAGCAACGACAGCAACAGUGGCAGCGGCAGCGGCGGCGGCAGCAGCAGGAGCGGCGGUGGAUUCCUCGAGGUCGGCGCACGCUUUGCGCAGGGGCUCAUCUUUGACAUUCCCGGCAUCGGCGAGGAGUGGCACCGCUGGCUAGCCAGACGGAAGCGAAGGGCGGUCCGGCAGUCUGGAGACGAGAGACAAAUACAGCUGAGCAAGGGUAGCGACGCCCUCGUCGUCACGGCCAGCGCUGGCUUGGCCCUCCUGGCGGCCAACAUCGGCGUCUUCCUCUACCGCGCGGGCGGGAUGCCGUCGUUUGGCGCACCUCUGCACUCAUGGCACGUGCCAAUGGCAGGGCUCAGUGGGCUCGGGGCGGCAGGAGCCCUGUUCUCGGGG
Lasiosphaeria miniovina is the source of this 1272-nucleotide messenger RNA. RefSeq names its product outer mitochondrial membrane transport complex protein-domain-containing protein. The annotation marks the transcript as partial. The transcript is spliced from 2 exons. The record is from RefSeq and is a predicted model, not a curated record. Gene Ontology annotation, cellular component: cytoplasm; SAM complex. Gene Ontology annotation, biological process: mitochondrion organization. Lineage: Eukaryota; Fungi; Ascomycota; Sordariomycetes; Sordariales; Lasiosphaeriaceae.